Molecule: messenger RNA, 1953 nt
Organism: Knipowitschia caucasica
Lineage: Eukaryota; Metazoa; Chordata; Actinopteri; Gobiiformes; Gobiidae
Source: the annotation of a GenBank genome assembly
AUGCAAGCACCCGUGUCCUCAGCUUCAGAGCCGGAGCUGCGGCUGGUGCUGCUGGGCUCGCAGAGGCUCGGGGCCAACGCUGUGGCCAGCUCCAUCCUGGGCCUGGAUCCUAAAGCCGCGGUGUGGGGGGGGCGCACGGCCUGCAGCAUGUCCCAGAGCGCGGAGGUGAACGGGACCCGAGUACAGCUGGUGAAGGCUCCGGUGUGGCUGCGGAGCUACCACCUCCAGGACACUGCGGAGCUGGUGAAGCAGGAGCUGUCUCUGUGCGUCUCCUUGGCUCCUCCUGGUCCUCACGCCUUCAUCCUUCUGUGUGAGGUGGACCUGCCCUUCACCAGCGCCUGUGCUCGGGCCGUGUGCGCCCACAUGGAGCUGCUGGGCCCACAGGUCUGGGACCACACCCUGAUCCUGUUCACCUGCGGGGACUGGCUGGGCCGGGGCUCUGUGGAGGACUACCUGUCCGGGGAAGGGCUGCCCCUGCAGGAGCUGCUGCAGAAAUGUGGCGGCCGCUACCUGCUGGACACCACCAGCGCAGAGCCGGCGCUGAGCCUCAGGGUGAUGAGGGCCGUGAUGGAGAUGAGGGAGACACUCUCAGAUCAACACUUCCUCAUCCAGCAGCAGCAGAUACAGGCCCUCAUCAGGAAGAGAGAGGAGGUGGGGAGGAGAGCAGAGGCCCGGAGGGAGAGGAGGGAGAGGAGGGAGAGGAGGGAGCAGGAGGCCAAAGACCAGAGACAAGAGCGGCCUCUGUCUGAGCUCACCGUGGUUCUUCUGGGCUGGGUUUUCGCGGAGAAGACCAAAGUUGGCAACGCUCUCCUGGGAGCGAUGGAGUGGGAGGGUCGGACCCUGACCUGCAACAGGAACAGAGUGGACCUGCCGGGACUCGGGCUCACGGUCGUGGACUCUCCUGGUUGGUGGAAGUUCUUCUCCGCUGGUCUACUACCAGCAGACACUCGCACAGAGAUCCAGCUGGCGUUCAGGGCGUACAGAGAGGCCCCUGGGGGCAGAGCCGUGCUCCUGAUGAUCCCCGCCGACACCUCCUUCACGCAGGAGCAGCUGCAGGUGACGGAGGAGAACCUGAGGCCGUUAGGGGAGGAGGUCUGGAGCCACAUGGUCCUGGUCUUCACCCGUGGACACUGGCUCGGACAGAUGACCAUCGAGCAACACAUUGAGAGCGAAGGAGACGCGCUGGUGCAGCUGGUGGAGCGCUGUGGCAACAGGUAUUUUGUGUUUGACGGAGACGCAGACCCGGCUCCACUGAAGGCUCAGGGACAACAGCUGGUUCAGAUGGUUGUGGACCUGUGUGGAUCCGGACCAGGCCGACACACUGGAUCUGAAACAGUGAGAGAAGAGCCUACAGAGAAGCUCCAGGAUGAAGACCUGAUGAAGAUGGUGGGGGUCCUGCACAGACUCUGGGCCUGGGAGUCGUGGGAGAUUGAGGAGUUCGCUGCCAGGUUCUUUGAGCGGCCGCUGUACGAGUUUACAGAUGUGGCAAGCAUGCAACUCACCCACAUGUUCAAAAGCUCGUCGGACCUGGGGCUGGUGAAAAAGCCUCGUGAGGAGGUGGAGAAGAUCCUGAGGGACGAGAUGAAGGGGAAGAGUCUGGAGGAGGUGGUGGAGGCCGCGCUGCAGGUCUACUUCAGGAAGGAGGUUGGAGCCUUCGACAUCGUGUCAAUCAUCUGUGAGAAGAACCAGUUCAAGGCCGAGUGGAAGAGUCUGUUUGAGAGAGAGUGGGCUCGGCGGGAAGUGGGUCUCAAAGAGUACGUCUUCAAUCGAUACGUGCGCAAAGGAUUUGAACAGGCCCUGGAGCUGAGGCAGAGCCAUGAUAAAGUCUCUGCAUGGCUCGACACCAACCACCCGGGUCCUCCGACCAUCGAGGACCUGAUCCGGUUCUUCAUGCAGAAGGUGUCUAAGCCUGUGGAGGAGGAGGGCUGCACAGGGGUCAUGAUCCAGGCCUGA